AUGGUAGAGGGAUGUGGCAGAUAUUCCAUUCCUUUUCCGGAAUAUAAUUUUUACACAGUGAACAUAACUUUCUUAGGAGUGAAAAGAGAAGAUUAUGGCCAUCCUUUCACGUGUCAUGCUGGUGUGUCCGCAGCAUACUUUAUGUUAAAACCCCCAGUGCCAGACUUUCGAGCUUGCUUGAUAGGAGGGCUUCUCGCCUUCACAGGUGCGGCCGUGUUUGUCACGUACAUCUACAAGGUUUUUAAGAUUGACAUUGCACUUUGGUAUCGCAGUGCCUUCCAUUCUACUGGGACCAUGGAAGAUGGGAAGCUGUAUGAUGCAUACGUCUUAUACCCCAAGCCUCAGAGAAAAAGCCAGAGCCAUAAUGUGGACACACUGGCAUUGAAGAUUCUGCCCAAAGUGCUGGAGAUGCAGUGUGGAUACAAGUUAUUUAUAUUUGGCAGGGAUGAAUUUCCUGGACAAGCUGUGGCCAAUGUCAUCGAUGAAAACAUUAAGCUGUGCAGGAGACUCAUCAUCAUCAUAAUUCCCGAACUGCUGGCCUUCGACCUAUUAAAGAACAUGUCAGAAGAACAAAUUGCAAUCUACAAUGCUCUCAUCCAGGAUGGGAUGAAGGUCAUUCUGAUUGAGCUGGAGAAAGUCAAGGACUAUACUGCCAUGCCAGAGUCAAUUCAGUACAUCAAACAGAAACAUGGGUCCAUCUGCUGGAGCGGGAACUUCACGGAGCAGUCCCUGUGUGCAAAGACCAAGUUCUGGAAAAAAGUGAGAUAUCACAUGCCGCCCAAAAGGUUUCCACCAUCUUCUUCUGCCUAGCUGCUGAAGCACACCCCCUGCGAUCUCACCGCAGGGUUAAAAUAAAGCGGCGGCAUCUCUCAACACUCGACAGCCUUGCUCCAGAAGGCCCAG
This is a messenger RNA of Hipposideros armiger (great roundleaf bat), 903 nucleotides long. It is a transcript of the gene IL36R, whose product is annotated as interleukin 1 receptor like 2. The transcript has 6 exons. Gene Ontology annotation, biological process: regulation of inflammatory response; signal transduction. NCBI's taxonomy places the organism in Eukaryota, Metazoa, Chordata, Mammalia, Chiroptera, Hipposideridae. The record is from RefSeq and is a predicted model, not a curated record. The coding region runs from base 1 to 810 and encodes 269 amino acids.